UGGAGGAGUUCCGCGUUUAAAGCAUAAAGCUAGCUUCAGACAGACUGAAGGAGCUCACUGUAGAAGAGGGUCUAACCGCUGGCUUGAAAUCUAAAACAUGCUGACUUUGCUGGCGGAAAUGUAAAGACUUUAUUCGGAGAAGAGGCGACAGAAAUAACCGUUAAAAGAAGGCCAGAACAGCUGAGGCGCAAUGAGCAGCAGUCCUGCGUCCGUCCAGAUGGACGAGGCCAGGAGAAGAGCCCAGUCUCUCCUUUCGUCCUCGGGUUCAGCUCAGGAAGUGAAGGCCGACGUUCAGACGAUGGCCACUAUCGAGCUGCCUCUGUCGGAGAAGUACCGCCACGUCUCAGCUGAGGUUAUGCUGAAGGAGAACUCGGCAGGUCGUAACAAACAGGAGGUCCUGGAGUCUUUGAAUCGAUUCAUCAAAGCCUUGAGCAUCCUGGAGAAGUAUGGCUGUAACCUGACCUCUCCCACCAGACCCAGAUACUGGAGGAGUGUCAAGCACAACAAUCCUGUUUUCAGGACUACAGUGGAUGCCAUCAAAGGAGGCCGCAGAGUCCUCUAUCUCUACGGUUACACUAACCAGCAGGUCGACGGCCUCAGCUUUCCCGACGAAGUCGAGGAUCCGGAUACUGAAAAAGUCGCAGCGGUGACGCUGGAGGUCAUGACGCUACGCACGGAAGUGGAUAUGAUAGUAAAGGGCACUCAUCCUCACCUAGAACACUUCAAAGAAAUCAUCCCAUUCGUCAUCCCAAAGGCUCAGAUGGUGACUGACUCUGUGGCUAAGCUUCCCGUAGAGGAAAAGAAGCAGCAGCAGCAGCAGCAGCAGGGGGACAAACCUCUGAUCCUGCCUCUUCCUCCUAAACCUGCUCUGGUGCCAAAACCUUCAACAGGCUCUGCUGCAGUGAGCGGGUGCAGUUUGUGCGGCGGAGACGCGUCUCUGUUUUGCUCGGCAUGUGACAAUCCACAUUUCUGCGACGCAUGCGAUGACCUCUUCCACCGACACCCCAACAGAGCCAGUCACAAGAGGGACAAAUUACAGCAAACCAAACAAAACACCUGCACCAUCUGUGGAAUUUCUGCUGUCCAUGCUCGUUGCGCCACAUGCCUCCAGAGGUUGUGUCUGAAGUGCGACAAGCUGUACCACUCCCACCCUGAUCGUAAAGGGCACAACAGGACCAUUACUACACCUGCUAAAACAUCCAGCCCGUCUCUGUCCCCGUGGGAGUGCUCUCACUGCACUACAGUGAACGAGAUGCGAGCCGUUCUCUGCACGACCUGCGAACGGCCUCGACUCGCCACAGCUGUGUCCACUGUUCUGGAAAGCACCAUGUCACUUCCUGCAUCGCCGAAUGCAGAGUGGCAGUGUAAGAGCUGCACUGUGAUGAAUCAGGGCAGCAGCAUCCUCUGCGAGGUGUGUGAGCGCCCCCGUCUGGCCACUCGCCCUCCGGUCUCCUCUGACAUGUCCAUCCUCAGAUCUCUGUCUGACGCAAAGCAGUGGACCUGCCAAUUCUGCACCUUCGCUAACACCAAGGCCUCCACAGUGUGUGAGAUGUGCAACAUGUCCCCUAAAGAUUCUGGUGGACUUUCUCUGCCCCAGUCUCUCCAGCAGACGCCGUGCGGACCUAAGGACCGGCCACAGCCGAAGCCCCGAGUCAACCUGGAGCUGAAGAGGCAGAAGACGAUGAAAGAAGACGGGCUCGCUCUUGUCCGUCACAUCAGAGAAGCAGAACAGCGAGGCAUUAGCCCAGAGGAGGUGUACGCCGCUCUGGGCGCGUGCGGUGGCAGCAACGUUAACCCCUGUGACUGGCUGACCUCAGAGCUGCCUCACCUGCUGGAUGAAAUCUGCGCCAUGGCCGCCUCAGUCCAACUGAACUACAAAAUGGGGCGUGUCGGGACGCAGCCCGUGCUGGAGAGAGACGGAGGCGAGUCCGAGAAGAGCGGUCCGACCUCCAUAGGUGACAGCAUGAAGCUGUCCAGAGCUGAGGCCAAGUUGGCGUGGCUAAAAACAGGAGGAGAAACUGACAAAGCCGUGAGAGAGCUGCUGAGAGACCGCAAAGAAAAGAUGAAGGAGCUUCACUCUCUGGGCUUCCAAGAUGUGGCCCAAUGCGAGGAGGCCCUGCGGCAGAGUGGAGGUGAGAUGCAGGGGGCUUUGUCUCUGCUUCAGCGCCCCCUGCUGGAAGCUUUCCACCAGCGAAUCUGGACAGCCCAGCCCGAGCCGCCGAUUGAUCCCGCACACCCAGACAAACAGAGGACGUGCAGGCGGCUGCUGGCAUUGUAUGACCUGCCCAGCUGGGGGCGCUGCGAGCUCGUCCUGUCGCUGCUCCAAGAGCCGGGUGUCAGCUACUCCCUGGAGGAUGUGGUGCAAGCCGUGAAGGAGUCACAUGACAGAGAUUUUAUCAGGCGUCUCCUCAACAACGAGUGCCCCAUCUGUCUGAGCAUCUUCCCCCGCAGCAAGAUGCAGUCUCUAACGUCCUGUCAGUGCUCGGUGUGCCUCGAAUGCUUCAAGGCCCACUUUACCAUCGCCGUGAGAGACAAACACAUCCGAGACAUGGUGUGUCCCAGCUGCUGCGAACCCGACAUCAACGACCCAGAGAAGCUGGACAGCUACUUCUCCACGCUGGAUAUACAGCUGAGGGACUGCCUGGAGCCUGAGGUGUACGACUUGUUCCACAAAAAGCUGACCGAGCACGCUCUCAUGAAAGACCCCAAGUUCAUGUGGUGCUGUCAUUGCACGUCUGGGUUUAUCAACGAGGGAGACCAACUGAAGGUCACAUGCCUGUCUUGCCACAAGAGUUUUUGUGCUCAGUGCAAGAAACCUUGGGAACCUCAGCACCAGGAUGUGUCCUGCGAGCAGUUCCAACUGUGGAAGAGGGAGAAUGACCCGGAAUACCAGAGACAGGGACUGGCUGGCUAUCUGAGAGACAACGGAAUUACAUGUCCUCACUGCAGGUUCCAGUACGCUCUGACGAAGGGCGGCUGCAUGCACUUCAGCUGCUCGCAGUGCAGGUACCAGUUCUGCAGUGGCUGCAACAACCCCUACCACAAGACUAAAUGUAAGCCUGACUGCUCUCUCAAUUGCUUGCACGCUCAUCACCCUCGAGACUGCCUCUUCUAUCUUAGAGACUGGGAGCCUCCCAGACUACAGGCGUUUCUACAGAGGAGCGGUGUGGAGUUCAACACGGAUCCCUCUAAUGGAGCUCAGACCGAUGAAUGUGGUGUGAUGGAGCAGAAGGAUGAAGGCGGUCAGCAGGUGGAUUCACCGUGUGGCAUCAAAACACAGCCGGGACAAGCUGGACUCUGCGAUAAGCACUACAGGGAGUACCUGGUGAGCCUGAUAAACGCUCACUCUCUGGACCCGGCUCUGAUCUACGACCUCAACGAGGUGAUUCGGGCCUGUGAGAGGUACCAGGUGGACGUACAGCGAGGAGAGGGCGAGGAGGACAACGCUUACCAAGCUCGACUGCUCAAGAAACUGAUGGAGGUUCCUCUUGGAGAAAAAGUUCCUCGAAACAAAUGAAGACUUCCAGACUUUUUUCCACCCAGAUCCACAUCAGAGGAGUGUACUAUGAAGCACGCUCAACAAAGCUGGGCUUUCUCCGCUUUAGCUGGCUUGACAAAACCUAAAAUCCCAGUCAGAGAUAACUGCUGCUUCUCAACUUUCUCUGUUUUAAUGGAAGCUUUCUGGUCUGGGCUCACAUUAAAGGUGGUGUUUGACGCAUUAUUUCACAAGAUGAUUGAAUGCCAUUUAUGUCAAUCAGAGGUCACUGAGAGAGAUGAAUGAUAUAUUUUAAAAGAAAAUGAAGCCAAAGAUGAGUGCCACAGAAAGCUUUUAGCCUUGCCUAGAAAACCUCAAUUUUAACGUGACAGUAGCAGAUGAGCGCUUCUUCUCGAAUGAUCAAACCAGACAGUUUGUAGCAUGUGACCGAUCGCGGACUGAAAACUGGCAGCACAGCAGCUGAUCAUAUGAAGGAAACUAAAGCUGUAAUCUUAGAGAAAUAUGAACAGGUUAAACACAGAAAACAGACUCAGUAAUGCUCCAUCAUCGGGAUACAAUAAAUAUAAAUGAAAUAUAAAUAUUCCAUUAAUUCAACAGGCUUUGUCGUUUAAUUCAGACUGAAUACAGAAUAAUAAAACUGCUGUAAAACUCCAGGAAACGAAGAAAAAAAGCUACAAAUAAAGUUUCUCCUAAAAAUCUGCAUUUAAUGAUUGAUGCUUAUUAUUUAUACUGUCACUAAAAACACUGAGCUCCACGGGGAAUGGAUGCACUGUUUCAGGUGAUUUCAUAUGUGCUUUGGUGUAGCUGCAGCAUAAAUUACCAUGGCGAUGUAGCCCUGUAAGAAGAACAGCAAGGUUUAAAGCUGACGUUAACUCCAUAAGCAGAGUCCUGCUUUCCAUAGAACAGGACCAGGUUGCCUUAAGCAUUAGUUACCAUGGUGAUCUAGCAGGUUAAACUGAGCCUGUGGUCACUGAGGUAGAGCAGGUGUGUGUGUGUGUGUGUGUGUGUGUUAGAAUAAAAGCGCUGUAUGAAUGUGUGUGCUUGAAGUGAAUGAGGCUUGUAGUAAAAAGCACUUUGAGGGUUCAUGUUCAUUUAAGAGAUCCACCUUCAUCACAGUGAAAACUCUGACUUAAAGCUCGCCAUGCCCAACUAACCAGUUUAUCUCUUUGUAGUACACCUCUCUAUAUUCAGACUGUUUUUAAUUAGCAUGUUUAUUUUAUUUUAAAUGUAUUGGAAAUUUGUUGUUUUAUUUUGAAGGAGAUAAACCUUUGGAAUGGGUUUUUAAAAAAAUCAUUCAUUUGUGAUUUUCUUUUGCUCUCACGUCUGGUGCCUUUUAGGUAGCAGUGAUGCACAAAUUUUAAGAUUUGAAAGGAAAUAAUUUGUGGUGUGGAGCUGGCUCUUGAUGUAAUAAACUCUCAGUUUGAUUUAUCCAGUUAAAAAAAUGGAAACGUCUGUUUCAGAAUAAAUGUACGUUUAUUAACCAAAA
Messenger RNA from Maylandia zebra (zebra mbuna), 4982 nucleotides. RefSeq names its product E3 ubiquitin-protein ligase RNF31. Gene Ontology annotation, biological process: protein linear polyubiquitination. Gene Ontology annotation, molecular function: ubiquitin protein ligase activity; K63-linked polyubiquitin modification-dependent protein binding; K48-linked polyubiquitin modification-dependent protein binding. Lineage: Eukaryota; Metazoa; Chordata; Actinopteri; Cichliformes; Cichlidae. Gene Ontology annotation, cellular component: LUBAC complex. The record is from RefSeq and is a predicted model, not a curated record.